CGUAGUAAGGUGAAGUCAAGGAAGCUGACACCAGAAAGAUAAAUAUAGAAUAUAUAUAUAUAUAUAUAAUAUGAUUGAUUGCCCCUUAACCUAGCAAUCCAUCGCCCGUGAUAACCGAGCAGUUGAAUAUCAUUUCACUAUAUUCAACUCUCCCUUACUACCUUACUACACCCACGCACACACACACACACCAUGGCGCCUGCUUUUGGUGAACGCCUGUUGCCAUCCGUCGUGGACGAGCUCGCACAGUCUACCCCGGAGCGUGUCCUAUAUUCCCUAGCGAAAACCAAGAACCCCGCUGACGGGUUCGAGGAUAUCACUGCCCUGAAUUUUGCCAAAGCCAUUGAUUGUGUCUCAUGGUAUAUCGAAGAAAACCUUGGACGAGGCCACAGUUUCCCUACGCUGACCUACAUGGGCCCCCAAGAUCUACUGUAUGGCAUCUUGGUUCUAGCUUCUAUCAAGACAGGAUACAAGCUUCUCCUCGUCUCCCCUCGCAACACCCUCGAGCAGCAACUAUAUCUGCUCGACAAGACAGGAUGCGGGAUCUUCGUAUCCCCGCCUAACUUCCCCUUACUGGUCGUGAAGCAGAUUCUGGCCGCAAGACCCAUGCGCCAUUUUGAGAUUCCCGACCUAUACUAUUGGCUAGAUAGUAGCAAGCUAGAGGGAAAGCCUUAUGCGUACACAAAGACGUUCGCCGAGGCCAAGGAGGAGCCGUGGGUUGUGCUCCAUACGUCGGGCUCGACAGGUCUACCAAAGCCCAUCGCCCAACCCCACGGCACCAUCGCAGCAUUUGAUGCGUUCCGCGACCCACCAUCUCCAGAACAGACACCUGUGUAUCCUGGUCCCGGUGCCCCUCGACGAGUCUAUUCGACGUUUCCCCUUUUCCAUUGUGCGGGAAUAUCCAUGCUGCUCCCAUGCAUCAUAUUUAGCGACCACACGCUUGUCAUGGGCCCAUUUCCUCCUUCUGUCGAGUUUAUCAACGGCGUUAUCUUGCACGGUAACAUAUCAGACUUGCUCAUCAUCCCGACCCAACUAGUCGACCUCGCCAGGGAGCCCGAGUACCUAAAGAAUCUUAGCCGGCUAGAACGAGUUUCCUACGGAGGAGGGCCGUGUCCAGAAGCAGUGGGCAAUCUCGUCAGCACCAAAACCAAGCUCUUCAGCGGCUUUGGCACGACGGAGUGUGGCAUUCUCCCAAGCCUUCCCCUGGAAUCGGAAGAUUGGGCCUACCUUAGCAUCAGCACAAUGCUAGGACACGAGUAUCGCUAUGUAACCGGAGACCUGUACGAGCAGGUCAUCAUGAGGAAGCCAGAGCUGGAACGGUACCAGGGAAUAUUCGCUACCUUCCCCGAGUUAACGGAGUGGCCCAUGAGGGAUCUCUAUUCCAAGCAUCCAACCAAGGAGAAUGUCUGGUUAUACAGGGGCCGUGCUGACGAUAUCAUCGUUUACUCCACCGGCGAGAAGCUGAACCCCAUCGAAAUGGAGGAUACCAUUAAUUCGAAUCCCGCAGUGACCACAGCGCUCGUCGCUGGUGCCGGACGUUUCCAAUCUAGUCUGUUGGUCGAGGCCACCAAGCCUCCGACCAACGAGACCGAAAGACAAGAACUGCUCGAGCUGAUUUGGCCAUCGGUUCAGGCCGCCAACCAGGAGAGCCCUUCGCAUGGACGAGUUCACCGUGGCAUGAUCAUCUUCACCUCUCCAGAUAAGCCGAUGCUCAGAGCUGGCAAAGGAACUGUCCAGCGUAAGAUGACCUUGGAUUUAUAUGCGUCCGAGCUCGAUGCCUUGUACAAGACCAGCGAGGCACCCACCAACGAUACGGCAAUCACUGCAACAAACGGCGAUUUAAACGUCCUCGAUACUGUCAGGGAUAUCGUCUCUUCCUCCACCGAGAUCGACAUCGCUACAAUACCUCCGAACACCGACCUCUUCGAGCUAGGACUCGAUUCCCUACAGGUAACGGUGAUCGCCCGAGAGCUGAACCGAUUACUUUCCGCACACGGGAAGCCACCUUCGCUGGAGACCAAAACGGUGUACUCGAACCCGAGCAUCUCCGCCCUCACAACCGUCGUGUCCGCCUAUUUCGCCGGCAACGCUCCCGCACAGCGCGAGGAGAGCGACGAGGAGAAGAUGCAGAGGCUCUACGAACUCUACACAGAGAACCUGCCGAUAAGCGCGAGAGACGCACAGCCCAAGCCAACAGACAGCAGCGUGUUCCUGAUCACCGGGUCCACCGGCUCCCUCGGCUCGUACAUCCUCGACGCCCUGCACCGGAACCCGCGUAUCCGGCGAAUCUACUGCCUGAACCGGGGGCCGGGCAGCUUCGAGCGCCAGCAGAAGUCCCUAGCGGCUAAGGGUCUCGCGCCUCUCCCAACAAAUACCAAUAAUAAUAAUAAUAAUAACAACAACAACAACAACAGCAAAGUCCAAUGCCUAGACGCAGACCUCUCAAAGCCAUACUUCGGGCUCUCGCCCACGACAUACAAGACCCUCCUCCUCGAGCAGGUGACGCACGUGAUCCACAACGCAUGGCAGGUCGACUUCAACCUCUCGCUCGCCUCCUUCGCGACGCACGUCGGCUCCGUGCGCCGCUUCGUCGACUUCUCCGCGCACUCGCGCCACGGCGCGCACAUCUUCUUCAUCUCGAGCAUCAGCAGCGUCGGCGGCCUUUUGCGGCCACGGUCACGACGAGGAGAGGCGGGCAUCCCCGAGCGCAUCUUCUCGUCCUGGGACGCGCCCGAGCGCCGCCUGGGCUACGGGCAGUCCAAGUUCGUGUCGGAGCGGGUCCUCGACGCCGCGGCGCGCGAGGCCGGGGUCCCCGCCGUCGUCUGCCGCGUCGGCCAGGUCGCCGGCCCCACGACCGCGUGCGGCGUGUGGCCGAGGCAGGAGUGGCUCCCCAGCCUCGUCGCCAGCUCCAAGUACCUCGGACAGCUCCCGGCUUCCCUCGGCGGCGGCGCGGGUGGCGGUGUUGUGGACUGGGUCCCUGUGGAUGUGCUGGGCCAGAGCAUCGUGGAGCUUGCGCUGCACCGCUUCGAGGGGCGGAAGGAUAGCGUCGGUGCUGCCGUGUUCCACGCCGUAAACCCGCAGCGCACUACCUGGGCGGAACUGGUGCCGACCGUGCUGCGGUGUCUAGGCUCCUCCCCCUCCUCCUCCUCCUCCUCCUCUUCAACCUCCGUGAUCAAGUCCGUGUCGUUGGAGGCGUGGGUCGAUGCCCUGCGUGAGAGCGCGUCCAGAACGGAGGAUCUAGCUCGGAACCCAGCUGCGAAGAUCCUGGGGUUCUUCGAGGGCGUGGCUGCGACAGAUAAGAAGGGUGAGGAUGGGGAUAAGGAGCAAGAGAGGGAGGAGCCUGGGUGGCUGAGCACGGAAGAGACGCUGGCUGCGUCGCAGACGUUGGCGGCGCUGGGCCCGGUUCGUGGUGAGUUGAUGGAGAAUUGGAUGCGGCAAUGGUCGUUUUGAGUAGGUAGGGGAGACCUCUGCGUGGAGUUUUGUCCGGGUGGGUAUCUUGUUGGAUUUCAGGGCAGUCUAUACUAGCCUUCGGUACCUAGGUAUGAUAUGGUUCGUGAUCGGAUAAGCUAGUUGUUUUCAGACGCAUGUACUUGUGCCAUCGGAGUUCAGUCUGAAAUAUGUACUCUAUAUACGUAGCGAUUGAGAUGAAUUUUAAACUCAAUCACGAUUUAUGUCGAGUCAAUAUGGGAAAAUACCACAUAACGUG
Hypoxylon fragiforme is the source of this 3706-nucleotide messenger RNA. RefSeq lists its product as uncharacterized. The record is from RefSeq and is a predicted model, not a curated record. The coding region runs from base 193 to 3450 and encodes 1085 amino acids. Gene Ontology annotation, molecular function: phosphopantetheine binding. NCBI's taxonomy places the organism in Eukaryota, Fungi, Ascomycota, Sordariomycetes, Xylariales, Hypoxylaceae. The transcript has a single exon.